GGAUUGGAAAGGAAAUGGAAGACGAUGAAGAAGCUCCACCUCUCGCCAUUGAAAUCGACCAACCCCUGGGACCCUACUCUCAGCAGCAACCCAAUUCAUCUAGUCACAAAGACGACGACGUGUUGGUCUGUGUCACCGUCAUCACCGGCUACCUCGGCGCCGGAAAAUCCACCACUUGAUCGUAUGUUGCUGGAGACUACUGGUUGCGAAGACUGUGAGUUGGAUGAAAAUCUAGAAUCAUCUGUCAAGCUUGAUUCAAGUAUCACUGUCGUGGAUGCCAAGAACCUCCGUUAUCAGCUCAGUGAGCAUCGAAUCUCAUCUUCAUUUGCUGAAGCAUAUCUUCAGAUUGCAUUUGCAGUUCGUUUGUGGAUUGAGGAGAUUCUUUGGGAGAAGAAACAUGACAUGGAUGUAUACCGCUGCAAAGGGGUUCUGAGCGUUUAUAAUUCAAAUCAAUUACACACUUUGCAGGGAGUCAGCUUUUGUUCUUCUCCACAUUCUAACCGGGUGAUCCAGGAAUUUGCCUAUUUGCAUUUCAGUGGGCUUGAACGAAUCCGACGAAGAAUCCCUUGCUUGAUAGGGCUUGAGGUUAGAUAUCCAAGAUGAAAUCUCGAUGCAUCAGAUGCUGGAGCGAGAAAUGGAAGAGGGUUUAGGGUUUAGGGUUUACAGGUCAUAAUCUAAAUGAGAACGUUCUCGCCGAGUAUUUUAGAUCGUGCGUAGUUUGUUGAUUUGGUCACAAUAUUUUGUUAAUUUUGAAGACUUUCAAUUAUAUACGGAUUCAUUAUGCUA
Molecule: messenger RNA, 786 nt
Organism: Malus domestica (apple)
Lineage: Eukaryota; Viridiplantae; Streptophyta; Magnoliopsida; Rosales; Rosaceae
Cellular component (GO): cytoplasm
Source: RefSeq, a predicted model, not a curated record